GACACGACAAUCCAUGGCCGUACAGAUGAUCAUCACGAGACAAGUGUUGACGACGACGAGACGUUGGCCGCGCCGGGAAACAAUACUACUACCAAACUGAAAGAUCGGAAGGUUUCCUGGGCGAAACUGCGUCGUGUUGACUCCCUGAAUUUGGAAGCUGGAAGAAUUUCUUUCACUCCCAGCCAUCACCAUGCUUCCUCUAGGGAUAACUGGCAGAUAACGUUGCAUUUAGCGUUUCAGUGCAUCGGAGUGAUAUACGGCGACAUCGGGACUUCCCCGUUGUACGUGUACGCUAGCACGUUCACAAAGAUAGACAACAAAAACGACAUCCUCGGAGUUCUGUCCCUCAUCAUCUACACCAUCAUCCUCGUACCUAUGCUCAAGUACGUCUUCAUCGUCUUGUGGGCAAAUGACAACGGCGACGGUGGAACAUUUGCGCUGUAUUCGCUGAUGUGUCGGCAUACGAAGGUGAGCUUGAGGCCGAACCAGGAGCCGGAGGAUAGAGAGCUGUCAAACUACCGGCUGGAGACGCCAUCGAAUCAGCUGAGACGGGCGCAGAAGAUAAAGCAGAAGCUGGAAUCGAGCAUGGCUGCCAAAACUGUGUUGUUCAUAGUCACCAUCCUCGCAACUUCCAUGGUUAUCGGCGAUGGAGUUCUCACUCCUUGCAUCUCAGUUCUUUCUGCAGUGAGUGGGAUCAAAGGCCUUGGUCAAGAAACUGUGAUGUGGAUUUCAAUUGCGAUACUGGUGCUGCUCUUCAGCGUGCAGCGAUUCGGAACCGACAAAGUGGGAUAUGCGUUUGCGCCAGCAGUUUGUCUGUGGUUUGCCUUCAUAAGUGGGAUAGGUGUGUACAACCUAAUCAAGCACGACAUCACGGUCCUGCGUGCCUUCAAUCCCAAGUACAUAGUUGACUACUUCCGCAGAAAUGGUAAAGAAGGGUGGGUUUCACUUGGCGGAAUUGUUCUGUGCAUCACUGGGACCGAAGCCAUGUUUGCUGAUUUAGGCCACUUUAAUGUUCGAGCUGUUCAGAUUAGUUUCUCGGGAGUUGUUUGUCCUGCACUACUGACGGCAUAUUGUGGCCAAGCUGCAUACCUCAGCAAGUACCCUGACCACGUCGCCAAUACAUUUUAUGACUCAAUCCCUGAUCCGUUGUAUUGGCCGAUGUUUGUUGUCGCUGUCGCGGCUGCCAUUAUAGCCAGUCAAGCUCUGAUAUCUGGAGCGUUUGCCAUCAUUUCUCAAUCUUUAAGUUUAGGAUGUUUCCCCAGGGUAAAGGUGGUUCACACUUCUGCUAAGUAUGAAGGUCAAGUCUACAUCCCAGAGGUGAAUUGGAUCCUCAUGAUCUUAUGUGUCAUAGUCACUUAUGGCUUCAAAACUACGACACAGAUUGGCCAUGCUUAUGGGAUUGCUGUGAUGAAUGUGAUGGUGAUCACCACCUGCAUGGUGACUCUAAUAAUGCUUGUGAUAUGGAAGACAAACAUCUGGCUGGUGGCAUUGUUCUUCGUGGUGUUCAUCGCCAUUGAAGGCAUAUAUCUAUCAGCGGUUUUGUACAAAUUCACGGAGGGCGGGUACCUGCCGCUGUUGUUCGCCUUGGUUCUAAUGAUCGUGAUGGGGAUAUGGCACUACGUGUACAAAGAACGAUACGCCUUCGAGCUUAACAACAAGGUUUCAAGCGAGUACGUGAGGGAUUUAGCCAAGAAUCCCGACGUGAAAAGAGUGCCCGGGAUCAUGCUUCUUUACUCCGAGCUUGUCCAAGGAAUUCCGCCCAUUUUCCCCCAUUUUGUGUCCAAUAUCCGGUCGCUCCAUUCCGUGGUGGUUUUGGUUUCAAUAAAGAAUCUCCCCAUUAGUAAAGUGGUGCCGGCUGAACGAUUUCUGUUUAGACAAGUUGAACCUAGGGAGUACCGUGUUUUCCGCUGUGUGGUCCGUUACGGCUACAAUGACAAAAUUAGUGAGCCUAAGGAGUUCGAGGGGCAGUUGGUGGAUCACCUCACGGAAUUCAUCCGACAUGAACAUUUCAUCGUAGGUGGCCCGUCCCAUCCCGAACAACCUUUGCCAAACAGGAAAUCAACCUCAUCCUCCACCGUACACGUCGAGGAAACUUUGGAAAACGUGUCAGCGCGGCUAUCCUCGGCCUCAAUUCAGUCAAUGAACGUGAUCAGGUCGGCCCAUUCUUCCACCCGGACCAACGUGGCGGCCGCGGGUUGGGAAGAAGAAGUGAAGUUUGUGCAGCGUGCGAAGGAGCAGGGCGGCGUGUUUUACUUGCUAGGAGAAGCGGCGGUGGAGGCGAAACAUGACUCGUGGUUUUUCAAGAAGUUUGUGGUUAACUACGUUUACAGUUUCCUGCGCAAGAAUUUCAGGCAAGGGGAGAAAGUUUUUGCGAUUCCUCAGAAUCGGCUUUUGAGAGUCGGCAUGACUUACGAAAUAUGAUGUUGCUAGCUCAUUUCUUUACUAAUAAAACCUACUAAUGUAAGACGCUAGCUUGCUUGUCUUACAAAAAUACUUUAUGCUUGCUUGUGGAUUUUUUUUUUUUUUUUAAAUGUU
Messenger RNA from Ipomoea triloba (trilobed morning glory), 2535 nucleotides. RefSeq names its product potassium transporter 5-like. The coding region runs from base 376 to 2421 and encodes 681 amino acids. NCBI's taxonomy places the organism in Eukaryota, Viridiplantae, Streptophyta, Magnoliopsida, Solanales, Convolvulaceae. Gene Ontology annotation, cellular component: membrane. Gene Ontology annotation, biological process: potassium ion transmembrane transport. The record is from RefSeq and is a predicted model, not a curated record. Gene Ontology annotation, molecular function: potassium ion transmembrane transporter activity. The transcript has 8 exons.